This is a messenger RNA of Naegleria lovaniensis, 2160 nucleotides long. RefSeq lists its product as uncharacterized. The record is from RefSeq and is a predicted model, not a curated record. The transcript has a single exon. NCBI's taxonomy places the organism in Eukaryota, Heterolobosea, Eutetramitea, Acrasida, Naegleriidae. The coding region runs from base 1 to 2160 and encodes 719 amino acids.
AUGAGCGAAGACCACGAAGAACGAUUAUCAACACCCUCAAUUUUGGAAAAUAACAACAAACAUAUGAUGGAUAGUGAUAUUAGCCCUCUUACGUCAAUCGGAAAAGAGCAAAAUAAUAGUCCAUUGAUGGAGAAUUCUUGUGUGCCUUCUCCCAUUGCUUCUAGAUUGGGAGAACAAGAUGAGGCAAAUAAUGUACCUAAGGAACACUGUCCGAUUCCGACUCCAGCAGCAUCAAGAAAAAACACAGACCACAAUGAAGAUCCAACAAGAGAAGACCUUCUCAAGACAAGAUCUGUUCCUUCUAUUGUGCCCAAGCUUUCUUUAAGCAACUUGAAACAACACACUUCUUCACCCGCUCUUAGACCGAGUAGCGCAAGCAAGGGAUUGAAUCGGUCCAUAGAAAAACAAAACUCAGACCGUAUUAAUAGAAACAUUUCACAAAGCCCUUCACUAGACUCUUGCAAGCGACCUUUAACAAAUAGAUCCAAGCAAAGCGCUUCACCUGUAACGCCAACCCGAAAAAGCCUCACUGUAUUUUCCCCAAAAAUUUGCUCUUCAGCAAGCAGUUUGUUAUCAACCAAUAGAAGAUCGCAAUCCAGAGAACGGAUAGCAAAACUCUUUACGCCUCCAAGUUCUAAGGGCUUUUCUAGUGCAUUUUCAGACCUCACUGAUUUUGUCGAAAUUAACAGAAACUUGGAAUCAAUGGGUAUGAAAUUUGUAGAUUAUGGAGAAAAAAAGAGCUUGGAAAAUUUUGAUGAACACUCAAAGGAGAAAAUAUUGCUCACUUCUCCAAGAUCAAUUGAGGCUUGUUUACGCACUGGAAUAGCACCAACAGAACUCAUUUACAAAGAUGAGUCUGAAUUCUAUUCAAAAGGAGCAACUACUGACAUUGUGAAAAUGAGAUGGACACACUACGAAUCAAGAAGAAAAGAAAAAUUGCAAUCGGUCAGGGAAGAACGACAUAAAAUUGCGAUUGAGGACGCUGAUGCUGGCGACUGCAUUCUCAAUGGAGAUAAUACUGUCGUCGAUGAAACAUUUGGAGUGCUCCUUGAAGAGCAAAAGAAAUAUGAACAACAGUUCAAUAACAACAAAUCAUAUGUUGAACAUCUGAUUAAUUACGAAAUUGAAUCAAAACGGAAACAACAAGAGAAAGAGAAAAAACUAAAAUUGAGAGAGGAAAAAAUAGAAAUGGAAAAGCAGAAACGAAUGGAAAGGCAACAAGAAAUCAUAAGAAAAAGAGACCAAAAUGAUUUUGAAAGACAACAGGAGCUUGAAAAACAACGAAACGAUCGUCGAGCAAAAGAAAUUGAACGACAAAAAGAAGUGGAAGAGCGAGAAAACGCCAGGACAAGACAGGUAGAAGAUAGAUUCAGGGAACUACAGGUGAAAACGGACUUUCUGAAAAUGAGGAAAACAGAAAAAAUUAAACAAACACUCAUGAGAGAUGAAGAACUUCAAAAAGCAAAAGAGCAGAGCCUUCUUGAAAAGCAAGAGAAUUUCGAAAAGAAGAUUAAGGACAUUGAAAUGUUGAAAGAAAAAACAAUUAGGCAGACAAAGGAAAUUGCUCUUUUAAAGGACAUGAAAAUUCGGGAAACAAAAAUGAAAAGUGAUCGAAUCGAGCAAGCACGAGUUUCCAAGGUUCUGGACAAACUCAACAGUAACGAAGAUCAGCUGAAAAAGUUUGAACACGAGAAAUCGUUGUUGAUGCAAAAAAAGAAAAUUGAGGAACAAAAUAAGGAGCUCCACAGAAUGGAUGUGAUUCAAAAGAGCAAGGAAGAAAUGGAAAAAAAGGUUGAAAAGAUAAUACUCAAACAACAAAAGGACGAAAUGAUGAAUGCAGAAAUGAUUGAAAAAGCAAGAAGUGAAGCUUUACGAAAAUUGGAAGAGCAGAGGUUGAAAGAAAUUGACAAGCAAGAGAACGUGGAACGAGCAAAGCGAGUGGAGCAAUUUAAAAAGCUACAAACCAUGACCCUUAUCGAGGACAAGAAGAAAAAGGUAGACCUUAUUGAACAAGCCAAACAAGAAUUGCAAGAAAAAAAGCAUUUACAAAAAACUCUUCUCAAAAGAAGUCGACAACUUCUACAACGAGUUGUUAAUCCAGAUUCUGUUAAUGCUGAAGAAAUUAUAGAGACCAUUAUUUCACCACGAUCUCGCAAGUAA